Molecule: messenger RNA, 1392 nt
Organism: Trichoplax adhaerens
Lineage: Eukaryota; Metazoa; Placozoa; Uniplacotomia; Trichoplacea; Trichoplacidae
Exons: 15
Biological process (GO): nuclear-transcribed mRNA catabolic process, nonsense-mediated decay
Cellular component (GO): intracellular anatomical structure
Molecular function (GO): ATP binding; RNA binding
Source: RefSeq, a predicted model, not a curated record
GACCUACCUUUAAAAUACGAUAAAAGAUACCGAUGCAACUUCAGUAUAUUAUUUCAUCAAAACUACGAUCAUUUGCCCAGAGGUUUGAAUCAGGAAAAGCUUAAAGAGUUUAAACAAUUAGUUCAUCUCUACGAGGACUUUAAUCAAAAGCAAAAGUUUGCUAAGAUACGUAAAAUUAAGAACGAUCAGAGCAACUUGCCAAUAAGUCAGUACCGAUCAAAAAUUAUUACUGCGGUUCAGCAAAAUCAAGUAGUGAUCAUUGCUGGUGAUACGGGAUGUGGCAAAUCAACGCAGGUACCUCAAUACCUGUUAAACUCGGGAUUCAGCCAUAUUGCAUGUACCCAACCACGUAGAAUUGCAUGCAUGUCAUUAGCAAAACGUGUCGGAUAUGAGAUGCUCAAUCAGUAUGGUUCAAGAAUUGCAUAUCAGAUUCGAUUUGAAGAGAGCAAAACACGAGCUACCAAGGUGCUAUUUUUGACGGAAGGUCUUUUACUACGACAGUUAGUAUCCGACCCAACUCUGUCAUUGUAUAACGUUAUCGUUGUUGAUGAGGUUCAUGAGAGACAUGUUCAAGGAGACUUUCUUUUAGGCAUUUUAAAGGAUCUGCUACCAAUUCGACGUGACUUGAAAUUGAUAUUAAUGUCCGCUACUAUUAAUAUUAACUUAUUUGCAAAUUACUUUGAAGGUGCUCCAGUAAUCAAGAUUCCCGGUAGAUUGUAUCCAAUCCAAUUGGAAUAUGUAUUUGAUAUUGUACCAGAAGGUGUUCGAAAAUGUAUUAUAUCUACUAAUAUCGCUGAAACUUCAGUUACUAUUGAUGGAGUUAGAUUUAUAAUCGAUUCUGGAAAGGUAAAAGAAAUGAGCUAUGAUUCGGGAGCUAAGAUGCACCGACUACAAGAAUUUUGGAUUAGUAAAGCGAGUGCAGAGCAACGAAAAGGACGUGCCGGUCGAACCGGACCAGGAGUAUGUUUCCGUCUGUAUUCGGACUCGGAAUAUGAGGCUUUCGAACAGUAUUCUACACCGGAAAUUCGACGCAUUUCCCUUGAUAGUUUAAUAUUACAAAUGCUUCUUUUAGAAAUCAAGAAUCCCACGGAUUUCCCAUUCAUUGAACCACCAUCCAAAGCUGCACUCGAUCAUUCGGUUAUAUCAUUGCAAGAUCAGGAUGUAAUAGAAAAGGAGAAUAUGAAAUUGACAGUAAUUGGGAAAAUGUUAGCUAAUCUUCCGGUAGAAGUCGUUAUUGGCAAGACAUUAAUUAUGGGGACGUUAUUCAAGAUUAUCCCUUCCAUCGUAACAAUGGCCGCUGCACUUGCAGUUCAGUCUCCAUUUUAUAAAACUGUUGACCAAGGCAGUGAAAUUGCUGUAAGUUUCACUGGCUUUAGAAUUACACUAAGAUAG